UAGAAUUGUACCUGAGUGAUGAAGAAUUAAAAAAGCUUCAUGAUUUUGAAGAACAGUGUGUGGAACAGUACUUACAUGAAAAGAAGGAAAGCUUUCACUUCAGUGACAGUGAACAGAUCCGUGUUACAAAUGAAAGAGUUGAAGAAAUGUUUUCACAGCUGAAGGAAAUUCACGACAAAGUAAUUUAUAUCAAAGAUUCUUUGCUUGCCUUGGACAGUCAACUGGGACACUUACAGGACCUCUCAGUUUUAACGGUUGAUACUCUCAAAGUCAUUUCAGCUGUGGACACUUUGCAAGAAGGCGAAGUCUUUCUCUCUGAACAGAAACAUCAGACCUGUAGGAAGCUUCCGCAUAGUUGGAGCAACACUCUAUGCUCAAAGGCUUUGAGUUGUAUGGAAAGUGAGAGUAUCAAGUGCAAUUACUAUAGCAUGCCACCUUCUCUUCAGAGGAACCUAGCGAGAAGCCAUUGUUCAUUAGGGGGCAGCCAUCCCAUUUUGGAUGCCCUAAACUAUGGUGAAAUCCAAUUAACCAAGAAAGAUCCAGAACAGGAAAUUGAAAAUGGCCUUCUGACAUCGGAGUUAUCUUCAGGGAAUAAAUCAGGCUCUCAGUACGGAAGGUUUCUUCUUGUGCCUCCGGAUCAGAAAGGAGCUUCUGAAGAUGCUGGUUUAAGUUUGGCCUUUUCGACUAUGCUGAAUGAGCUUAAGGACUUAAACGCUAAAGAUGACACGAAGCAGAGUGACGCUGUCUCUCAAUGCCAUGUAUGCAGUGCCAAUGAUGUGGCAAAAACAAUGCCGGUUAUCAGCCAAGUGCAGGAGCUGAACAUUUCCUUGGCUAAGGAAGAAAAUGAAACUGCUGCUGAACACCAUUUGUCCAUCCAUGCAGUUAAUAGCAUCAGUGAGACCUCUCAAUCUUCUCCUUAUCGCUGUGAGGGACCAGGGAAAGGUUAUGUAAAUUGGGGCUUCCUGGAAGACAACGAGAAGAGAGAUGGUGGCAGUUGGUCAAGACAGCAAGCAGGUCAACAAUCGCUCUGUGACAAAGAAGAUGGCCAUUGCAGUCCUUCGCAUGUGCAGAUCAAGGAAUCCAAAUCUUUCUCUUACAGUUCGGACGUAUCAGAGUACAGUAGUGAUAGCUCGCAGUCCCGCCUGACUUUCCAGCGUAGCAUGUCUGUCUGGAUCAAUCCUCUCAAGAGGAAUUGGCCUUUCUACAAAGGGAGCAGCUUUUGUGCCCAUGGGGCUGAGAAAACGGCAAAAACCAGCAAAAUAAAAGGCAAUAAUCACCCAAAUUUGAGUUUUCUCCUCUUCUUAUGCUUUCAUCUUUAA
Notechis scutatus (mainland tiger snake) is the source of this 1319-nucleotide messenger RNA. The record is from RefSeq and is a predicted model, not a curated record. Lineage: Eukaryota; Metazoa; Chordata; Lepidosauria; Squamata; Elapidae.